AAAAUGGAAUGAAGAAUGCCCGAUAACGUUAAAACAACCUCCUUAUCCAUUUCAGAGAGCAGUCCUUGCUCAACUGCAGUUCUCCAAUGGCUGCUCUUGUCUCCCUCUCGUUGCCUUCACCGACUAGAGUUACUGUUCUUCCUCGCUUCUGUUCACCAUUCAAGGGUAAUCCAAAUAAUCUUAAAACAAGCUCAUCUCAGAUUGGAAUACUCAAAUUUCAACUAUUAAAGAGGAGAGAAGAAAGAUCAGUAGUAGUUCUUACCCGGGCUUCUUCUUCUUCAUCUGCUUCUGCAGCUAUUAAAGUAGCUUCUGAUGUUCGAUUUCGGCUGGACAAUCUUGGGCCACAGCCCGGCUCGAGAAAGAAGGAUAAGAGGAAAGGGAGGGGUAUUGCUGCAGGCCAAGGGAACAGUUGUGGAUUCGGGAUGAGAGGUCAGAAAUCGAGGUCUGGCCCUGGUGUUCGGAAAGGUUUCGAGGGUGGACAGAUGCCCCUUUACCGGCGUAUCCCAAAACUCAGAGGCAUUGCUGGAGGAAUGCAUGCGGGGCUGCCAAAGUUUGUCCCUGUGAACUUAAAAGAUAUAGAAGCUGCUGGUUUUCAAGAAGGGGAUGAAGUUUCACUAGAGUCCUUGAAGAAGAAGGGCAUAAUCAACCCAUCAGGAAGAGAAAGAAGGCUCCCGCUAAAGAUUCUGGGUGAGGGAGAAUUGUCAGUGAAGCUGAACAUAAAGGCUCGUGCUUUGUCAGAAUCAGCAAAAGAGAAGCUUCAAGCUGCUGGUUGUUCUCUGACUAUUCUGCCUGGCCGAAAGAAGUGGGUUAAACCAUCAGUUGCUAAAAACCUUGCUCGUGCUGAUGAAUACUUUGCCAGAAAAAGAGCCGCUGCGGCUGAAGCUGAUUCAGCUUCUGCUUCUACUGAUACACCACCUACUUGAGGCUCAAUUCAUAUCAAAACCCCUCUCUCUCUCUCUCUCUCUCUCUUUCUUAAACAAGGGGAGGCCUAACCCCAUCUGCAGAUACCUGUAGUUCAUUUUUACUGUAUUUUUUUGUUCUCCUUGUUCGGCUCCAAAGUUUUUGUAUCAUGUAUCUGAUUCAUUCUCACUAGUCUUUUAUUAAAUCCAAUCUGAAAUUUGUUUCAUGCCUGUACAAUGAUCACUUCCUGAAUCAAAACAUUAUGAUCAAUAACUUUUGAUUCUUACAGGA
Macadamia integrifolia is the source of this 1191-nucleotide messenger RNA. Its product is annotated as 50S ribosomal protein L15, chloroplastic. Gene Ontology annotation, biological process: translation. NCBI's taxonomy places the organism in Eukaryota, Viridiplantae, Streptophyta, Magnoliopsida, Proteales, Proteaceae. Gene Ontology annotation, cellular component: cytosolic large ribosomal subunit; ribosome. Gene Ontology annotation, molecular function: structural constituent of ribosome. The transcript has 4 exons. Bases 87 to 923 code for a protein of 278 amino acids. The record is from RefSeq and is a predicted model, not a curated record.